AUGUCAUUGCCUCCCGAAGUCCACGCACGCUAUGUUACAAUCAUAGAUUCAAUUCUCGAGAAUGCUGAUCUCACCACAAUCACGACCAAGAGCAUCCGGCAAGGCAUACAAGACCAGGUGGAAUAUGAUAUCACUCCGCAGAAGAAUGCUAUCAAGGCUUUGAUUGGCGAACGGUUUGACAUUGCGAACGCGAAGCGAAAUGGCGAACCUACAGUGGUACCGUCUGUCGAGCCAGCGGAACCCGUAGAGACGACCCCUCAGACCAAUGGUGUUCACCAUUCAUCCGAGAGCUCACCCUCCAAACGCGUGGCAGAGAGCGACGAGGUCUCGGAUCUAGCAGAUACAUCCCCACCGAAGAAGAAGCAGAAAUCUACGGUCGACGCCGAUGCCGCAUUUGCGGCCAAGCUGCAGGCUGAAGAGGAUAAAAUGGCGCGACCAACACGGGGCGGCGGCACUCGCAAAUCGGCCCCCACGAAGAAGAAAAAGAAGCCCAAGAAAGAUCGCAUAACGGCAUCGGAUGAUUCGGAGAUCGAUGGAGAGGAGAAAGAGUCCAAGCCGAAGCGGGAUACAGGUUUCCACAAACCGCUGAAUCUAUCUCCAGCACUUUCAAAUCUCUUCGACGGCGAGACUCAGAUGUCGAGACCUCAGAUCACAAAACGGAUUUGGGCUUACAUCAAGGGUAACGACCUGCAGGAUCCGAGCGACAAGCGCUUCAUUAUCUGCGAUGCCCGAAUGCGAGAGGUCUUCAAGCAAGAUAAGGUCCAUAUGUUCACCAUGACCAAGUUGAUCUCCCAACAGGUUUACAACCCGGACGAAUGA
Molecule: messenger RNA, 819 nt
Organism: Cladophialophora carrionii CBS 160.54
Lineage: Eukaryota; Fungi; Ascomycota; Eurotiomycetes; Chaetothyriales; Herpotrichiellaceae
Exons: 5
Coding region: 1-819 (272 amino acids)
Biological process (GO): nucleolar large rRNA transcription by RNA polymerase I; transcription initiation at RNA polymerase I promoter
Cellular component (GO): nucleus; RNA polymerase I upstream activating factor complex
Molecular function (GO): RNA polymerase I cis-regulatory region sequence-specific DNA binding
Source: RefSeq, a predicted model, not a curated record